Messenger RNA from Tripterygium wilfordii, 1759 nucleotides. RefSeq names its product receptor-like protein 53. The coding region runs from base 328 to 1611 and encodes 427 amino acids. The transcript has a single exon. The record is from RefSeq and is a predicted model, not a curated record. NCBI's taxonomy places the organism in Eukaryota, Viridiplantae, Streptophyta, Magnoliopsida, Celastrales, Celastraceae. Gene Ontology annotation, molecular function: protein binding.
UGUUGUUUUUAUAUAAUCUAUAACAACUUGGACAGCUCAACAGAAGCAAGUCAAUUUAUCUACACUUGUCAUCAUGUCUCUCCAUCAAACCAUGCACACAAUGACACGAGUUUAAAUGCAGCCAUUGGAGAAGGCUCUGACAAGGGCCCAUGAAAUCACACACACUGGAACACAAUCACUGAACCCCAAAAACCCCAUUCAUCACAAUCACAAUCACAAUCACAAUCAAGAUAUCUAUUGUUCCCAUUUGCCAAACGGACGGUCCUGAUCUUUUCUCUUCCACCUGCAAUCAUCUUUGCUUAUUUCAAAGCCUUUCAUUUCACCCUCAUGGUGGAGAAUCAACAAAUGGGUACUUUCAAGCUCUCUCUGUUUUCACUUCUUGUGCUGAUUUCAGUUGCUGGGAUGUUAUGCAUUGGAGAAUCGAAGACCGAGUGGGGAGAUAUAGAGGCUUUGAAGGAGUUCAAGAUGGCGGUGGAGCCUAACUCGGUGAGUCCCGGCUCGUGCCUAAGCUCUUGGGACUUCGGUGUGGAUCCAUGCGACAAUCUCUUCGGUGAGCGGUUCAUGUGCGGGUUCAGGUGCGACAGUGUGGUGGCCGGAACGAGUCGCGUGACCGAGCUCGCUCUUGACCAGGCGGGUUAUGCGGGUUCACUUGGUUCAAUUUCGUUGAACUUGCCUUUCUUGCAAACUCUGGAUUUGUCCAGCAAUUACUUCUACGGUUCAAUCCCUUACUCGCUAUCAAACCUCACUCGGUUGACCCGUCUCGUUCUGUCGAGAAACUCGUUCUCCGGUGAGAUACCCUCCUCGAUUGGCUCACUCGCUAGUCUCGAAGAGCUGUACCUCGACUUCAACAACCUGCAGGGCGCGAUUCCGUCUAGUUUCAAUGGCUUGGUUAGCUUAAAAAUGCUCGAAAUUCAAUCGAACAAGCUUUCUGGUGACUUUCCCGAGUUGGGUUCGCUCAAAAAUCUCAACUCUAUAGACGCCAGUGAUAAUAGCUUCUCCGGCCAAAUCCAACCUAAAUUGCCAACAUCGUUGAUUGAAAUCUCAAUGAGGAACAACACCCUUGAAGGCACGAUCCCUGAAACAUUCAAAGAUUUAUACUUCUUACAAGUUCUUGACCUGAGUCACAACAAACUCAGUGGCUCUGUUCCUUCACUUCUCUUCACUCACCCAUCUCUGCAACAACUCACUGUCUCUUUCAAUUCCUUCAAUUCAAUACUACCACCGUCCGAUCCAUCAAAAAGCCAGCUUAUCGCCAUUGAUUUGAGCGAUAACGCGCUCCAAGGCCUCUUACCUUCCUUUAUUGCGCUGUUACCAAAACUAUCAGCUUUAACUCUCGAGAACAACAAAUUUACUGGCAUGAUUCCGACCCAGUACGCCUGGAAGACGGUUCUACCCAGAUCCGGUUUCUCCCAGCUCUCGAGACUCUGGUUAGGAGGGAAUUACUUGUUUGGACCCAUACCGAGUCCAUUAAUGACCCUCAAACCGGAUUCUGCAAAUGUGAGAUUAACCGAUAACUGCUUGUUCCGAUGUCCGGCCACCUUCUUCUUCUGCCAAGGUGGGGACCAGAAAUCGAUGACGGAGUGCAAGAGCUUCGUUCCAUUCAUUCCAUAGAUGGCAAUAAUGUAAAUUCGACUUCUGUAUGUGUUCUGAUAUGUAAAUUCAGUUUGUUUAAGUUUUAAACAUGUUAGAAAAUGCUAUCUUCUGGUCUGAGUUAACUCUCAGAGUGAUGACGGUGAAUCGAGUACUAGAUUUUUUUCUC